CUAGUAAGAGUGUUAAAACGAUAUGUUUAUUUAUGUGUCAGUGGCACAAGUUUUUAGCCAACUUGCAUGCAUUUCAUUUUCCUCCGUUACUCACAGUAUGGUUUGCAACAAGAGUGGCGCGUAAUUUUGCCACAUUACGGUGUUUUACGCAUUUCAAUUUUAACCAAGCAGCAUCUCAAAGCUUACAUUUUACACAGCGCUAAGGAAACCAUGGCACCAACCGUUAUACUUUUAUCUUUUUUAACAGUUUUAGUUGGAGAAGUAACUAGUUUGCCUUCUUUUAAAACAUCAACCACCACAGUGUCGUCCUAUAACGCAAAUUACACUCAGACAUCAUUUGCAACGAGAAGCGUGAAAACCGGUGUUCAACACAAGACAACCAAAAUUUACAAAAAAAUCUCACCAACAAAGGUAAGCAAACUCACCAAGGAUCUGAAACCCACGACAGUUAAACCUACUGAGAGGAGCACAAAAGCCCCAAAACCCACGACAAAGGCAUUAAAGCGGACAGAAGGAACCACGAGCAACAAAACUGGAAAAGCGACCACUUCACGUCCAUUCAAGUCAACUGAGGUGAUCACGAAAACGACAACCGUAAAACCAACUAAGACCACUUCAAAGACCAUCACAGUGAGUUUCCACACAGAGGACCUGAAUGAAAACAUUGACAAGAGUGUGGAAAGGAGAGUGUGGAACACUAAAGACAGUGACGAACCACCAGUAUUUGAAUGUCCCCCUUUGGGUCUGGAGUCUCUGAAAGUUAAAGACUCGCAGCUACAAGCCUCCUCAUACAAGCGCAGAGGCCUGGGGCCACACAGAGGCCGACUUAACAUACAGUCGGGUGUUGAAGAUGGUGAUAUCUAUGAUGGAGCCUGGUGUGCCCUGUACGAAGACAAGAACCAGUGGCUACAGGUAGAUGCCAUGAAGCUCACACGGUUCACAGCAGUUAUACUACAGGGCCGCGCCUCCAUAUGGAGCCUGGAUUAUGUAGAAACCUUCAAGGUGCAGGUCAGCAAUGACACCAUUAAAUGGAAGCCGUCCAUGAACGGGACAGAAGAGGCGGUGUUUGAGGGAAAUCAGGACAGCGAAACGCCAGUCUUGGCGGUUUUACCCGAGCCAAUGAUGGCACGCUACAUCCGCAUUAACCCUUGGACCUGGUUUAAGAAUGGAACCAUCUGUCUGAGAGCUGAGAUCAUGGGCUGUGAGCUUCCAGAUCCGAACAAUAUCUACCCGUGGCAAUCUGAGGGGGGCACCAAGGAUAAGUUGGAUUUCAGACACCACAAUUACAAAGAGAUGAGAAAGCUCAUGAAGUCUGUGAACGAGAUGUGUCCAGACAUCACCCGUAUUUACAGUAUCGGCAAAAGCUACAUGGGCCUUAAACUUUAUGUGAUGGAAAUCUCAGAUAAUCCAGGAAAACAUGAGCUGGGUGAACCAGAGUUUCGCUAUGUGGCCGGCAUGCAUGGCAACGAAGUGCUGGGUAGGGAACUACUGUUAAAUCUGAUGCAGUACAUAUGUCAGGAGUACAAACAAGGAAAUCACCGUAUAGUCAAGCUGGUGAAAGAGACGCGCAUCCAUCUGCUGCCCUCUAUGAAUCCUGAUGGUUAUGAAAGGGCUUACAAAAAGGGUUCAGAGCUGGCUGGGUGGGGAUUGGGUCGCAACAGCUAUGAGGGCAUAGACAUGAAUCACAACUUUGCAGAUCUGAACACGGUGAUGUGGGAUGCCAUUGAACUGGAACAAGACAAAUCUAAACUCAUCAACCAUUAUUUUCCCAUUCCAGAGCACUACACUUCAAAAGACGCUUGGGUGGCUCCAGAAACAAGAGCAGUCAUCAACUGGAUGCAAACGUUCCCAUUUGUACUCAGCGCUAACCUCCACGGAGGAGAGCUGGUGGUAACGUACCCAUUCGACAUGACCAAAGACUGGGCUCCGAAAGAGCACACUCCCACCGCAGAUGAGAGUUUCUUCCGUUGGCUGGCCACUGUUUACGCCAGCACAAACCACGUGAUGUCCAACCCUGACCGAAGGCCGUGUCACAACGAGGACUUCCUUCGUUACAAUAACAUUAUAAACGGAGCCAACUGGCACACGGUGCCGGGCAGUAUGAAUGACUUCAGCUAUCUACAUACCAACUGUUUUGAGGUGACAGUCGAGCUGUCCUGUGAUAAGUUCCCUCACGCCAGUGAGCUGCCUAUAGAAUGGGAGAAUAAUAAAGAAUCUCUGCUAAUCUACAUGGAGCAGAUACACAGAGGAAUUAAAGGAGUGAUAAGGGACAAAGACACUGAAGCUGGGAUCGCUGAUGCCAUUAUAAAAGUGGAUGACAUCGACCACCAUAUCAGAUCAGCUUUUGAUGGGGAUUACUGGCGACUGUUGAAUCCGGGUGACUAUGACGUAACAGUGACUGCAGAGGGAUAUUUACCAUCAUCUCAAAAAUGCAGGGUUGAAUAUGAGCACUACCCCACCAUUUGUGACUUUUACCUCACAAAGACACCAAAACAGCGUCUGAGAGAGAUCCUGGCCAAAGGCGGCAAGAUCCCCAAGGACCUGCAGCUGCGACUGCGCCAGCUGCGCAUACGGAAACUGCGUGCCAGCACUAAACUUAUUAAUCAACGUAGGGUGUCACAGCAACGGACGGCCAGGGCGACCCACCCUUAGAUUGAUUUUUAACAUCUAACCUGUUUUGCCGGUCAAGUACAGGAUUAAACCUUAUUAAAGUCGCAGGCAAUUGAAAUGAACUUUAAAAAUUAACUAUGAUUUUACUACAUCCUCCAUGCUAUAUGUAGCACAACUACAAAUUUACCAUUGUAUCAAUACAGUAACAGUAGUUUAACUGUGAUAUUUGUAAAUAAACUAUGAUAAUAAUAUUACUAAAGGUAAUCAAUCUGCCAGAAAAUGUGGUUACUACACUUUUACUACAGUAAAACCAUAGUUAAUUUUUCUAAAUGAGUGACAGAAAGUUGCCCUUACCUGUUGUACUGUAACAUACAUCUUGUAUUAUACAUUGAAAUUUGAUAAAUUGUGUACAUUUCACAUAGAAAUACAAUAAAAACGGAUUUCUACUUUA
This is a messenger RNA of Misgurnus anguillicaudatus (oriental weatherfish), 3061 nucleotides long. Lineage: Eukaryota; Metazoa; Chordata; Actinopteri; Cypriniformes; Cobitidae. The record is from RefSeq and is a predicted model, not a curated record.